Messenger RNA from Nezara viridula (southern green stink bug), 381 nucleotides. NCBI's taxonomy places the organism in Eukaryota, Metazoa, Arthropoda, Insecta, Hemiptera, Pentatomidae. The record is from the annotation of a GenBank genome assembly.
UGGAGCUGCCGUUUUGAACAGAAGCCGUUUUCAUUUUUACAAAACUAUCAAGCACUAUGGAUAAAAAUCAGAAUGCUAUGAUCAUGCCAAAGAAGCUGCGUAAGGUGAGCUCUUCAUACUUAAACAAGCUGAAGAUGAUGAAUAAAAGUUUGAAUGAAAAUUAUGAGGCGUUAUUGAAAGUCGUUGCAGUUGAUAAGGAAGAGGAAGCAAUUGUCAUUCUUCGGGAAGUGGAUGCCCAACUCCAAAAGCUCAAAACUCUUUUGGAAAAGGAGAGGAUGAAAGAAAGUACUCACCCAAAGCUAUAGGUGGUCAUUCUUCAUUUGAUAUGUAACCAUCAUAUAUUUGUAUGAUUGCUGAACUGAAAUAAAUUUGAAAAUAUUA